Prunus avium (sweet cherry) is the source of this 1877-nucleotide messenger RNA. RefSeq names its product tubulin beta-4 chain. Gene Ontology annotation, molecular function: GTPase activity; structural constituent of cytoskeleton; GTP binding. Lineage: Eukaryota; Viridiplantae; Streptophyta; Magnoliopsida; Rosales; Rosaceae. Gene Ontology annotation, biological process: microtubule-based process. Gene Ontology annotation, cellular component: microtubule. The record is from RefSeq and is a predicted model, not a curated record.
CGUGACCGUUCAAGCCCAGAAUCUUGCGGCAUCCAAAGGCUCUAGGAAGAAUAUGGAGGGAAGCAACAGAGCCGUCGGAUCUCACUCUUCUCUCUCACUCUUCGCUCUCACUUGCGUAUAUAAACCUCUGUAGUGUUCAUCUUCUCCGCUCAAAUCUCUCAUUUCAACCUUGUUUCUUUACCAGAUCUCACAUUUUCUUGGUCAAAGUCACUGGAAAGUGAAAAAUGAGAGAGAUCCUUCACGUUCAGGGCGGUCAAUGUGGCAACCAGAUUGGCUCCAAAUUCUGGGAGGUUGUGUGCGAUGAGCACGGCAUAGAUCCAACUGGUAGGUACGUCGGUACUAAGGAUGUGCAGCUAGAGCGUGUCAAUGUCUACUACAACGAAGCAUCGUGUGGGCGGUUUGUUCCUCGUGCUGUGCUCAUGGACUUGGAACCUGGGACCAUGGACAGUGUUCGCACUGGUCCGUAUGGCCAGAUCUUCAGGCCUGAUAACUUUGUUUUCGGACAGUCUGGUGCUGGUAACAACUGGGCAAAAGGACACUACACUGAAGGUGCAGAGCUUAUUGAUGCCGUUCUUGAUGUUGUGAGAAAGGAGGCUGAGAACUGUGACUGUCUUCAAGGUUUUCAAGUUUGCCACUCCUUGGGUGGAGGAACUGGUUCUGGAAUGGGAACCUUGUUGAUCUCGAAGAUUAGGGAGGAGUACCCUGACAGGAUGAUGCUUACAUUCUCUGUCUUCCCUUCACCAAAGGUGUCUGAUACAGUUGUUGAGCCAUACAAUGCUACCCUUUCUGUGCAUCAGCUUGUGGAGAAUGCAGAUGAGUGCAUGGUGUUGGAUAAUGAAGCUUUAUAUGAUAUCUGCUUCAGGACUCUCAAGUUGACUACUCCUAGUUUUGGUGACCUGAACCACUUGAUCUCUGCAACCAUGAGUGGGGUAACUUGCUGCCUUCGCUUCCCUGGUCAACUCAACUCUGACCUCCGAAAACUUGCUGUCAACUUGAUCCCAUUUCCUCGUCUCCACUUCUUCAUGGUUGGAUUUGCGCCUCUGACCUCCCGUGGAUCCCAGCAAUACCGAGCUCUAACAGUCCCAGAAUUGACCCAGCAGAUGUGGGAUUCCAAGAACAUGAUGUGCGCUGCUGAUCCCAGGCAUGGUCGGUACCUCACUGCCUCAGCCAUGUUCAGGGGCAAGAUGAGCACUAAAGAGGUGGAUGAACAAAUGAUCAAUGUUCAGAACAAGAACUCUUCCUACUUUGUUGAGUGGAUACCAAACAAUGUGAAAUCAAGUGUUUGUGACAUUCCGCCCAGAGGGCUAUCCAUGGCAUCCACAUUCAUCGGGAAUUCGACCUCCAUCCAGGAAAUGUUUAGGCGUGUGAGCGAACAAUUUACUGCCAUGUUCAGGAGGAAGGCCUUCUUGCACUGGUACACUGGCGAAGGAAUGGAUGAAAUGGAAUUCACUGAAGCAGAGAGCAACAUGAAUGAUCUCGUCUCUGAGUAUCAGCAAUACCAGGAUGCGACUGCCGACGAGGAAGGUGAAUACGAGGACGAGGAGGAAGUGAUGGAGGAUAUGUGAAUGUAGAGGUAAAACCUAAAUUAGAGUGUGGAUAUGUGGAUAUGUGGAUAUGUGGAUAUGUGGAUGAGAGAUCUUUGUGUGUUACUUUGUGUAUUGAGGGAAGAUGAUGAGUCUUAAAACCACACUUGUCUUUGUCCAAGUUCAAUUUUAUUGGUGGGGGGAAAGUUUAUGCUACCAAGUAGAUAUUAUUGAAAGGUGGAGUGAUUGUUUGCAAGUAGUCAUGUGACAUUUCCAUGCCUUGUUGUUCUGUUCUGGAUCGGUCGAUUGAUUUGUGUUCAAUUGUUCAAUUUUCUGUUCUAUCUGUCUAGUAAA